Messenger RNA from Didymodactylos carnosus, 1715 nucleotides. Lineage: Eukaryota; Metazoa; Rotifera; Eurotatoria; Philodinida; Philodinidae. The record is from the annotation of a GenBank genome assembly.
AUGUUGUAUGAUGCCACAUCAAAUGAACAUAUACAAUUGGCCGAAAAAAUGCUGGAAUUACAAGAUCGCAGAAAUCAACUUAAACAGCAGAUAAAUUCUUCAGAAUUAUCAUUUCGAAGAAAAUGGAUAAAAAUGACAGAUACUGAUAUUAAAUUUCCACAACUUAGUCUCGAUUUCUUACGUGAAUAUACCUGCGGAAGCUAUCAACUGAAACAAAAUAAAGCUUACGCUAAAUCGUAUCUGGAUGAACACGGUAGUUUUGAAGUUGAAAUAUCUCCAGAUACCGAUAAUAUACUUCGCUGUCGUAUACAAAGCCGACAUCAUAAUAGUGUCGAAUAUCAGCUUGGUAUAGAAUAUGACCAGGAAGAUGAUGAUAAUCCAAUAGUAGAUAAGUUUUGUCAGUGUAAGAGCGGCAAUCGUACUAUUGGAUAUUGCGCCCAUGUCUCCACUGUAUUAUGGUAUUUGGGAUUCGCAAGAUAUACCGAAUGAAAACCACCGCCACAUGGAAGAAAACUCAAUGAAGAAGUAACUGUUUGUCGUUAGAAUUAAGCAUCUGUUGGCGUAUGAACGAGGACUGAUUCACUUAACCUAAUAUUCCCUUAAAAUGAUCUCGAUAGAUACGUUUCUUUUCAUGAUAUAAAACAAGAUAACAACUAACUACAAAAUGAAUAAACACGUGUAUAUAUAUAAAUGAAAACGAUGAGAGGACGGCGGACUAGUAUAAGGAACUAUAGUCACUAUAUCUACAAGAGUGAAUAAGUGACAAGACUAAAUAAAUCCAAUAAAAUAGAAAAAGGAAUGAAACAAUAAAUAUGACUGUGCACAUGUUUAUGGUUAGCAGUGUUCAAACAGAGAAAAUUCAUACCAUAAAUACAAAUAUACUUGAAAGAUUACUUAAGACUGUGACUCAAAAGUCAAACAUUCGCCUAUUUUCUGCACUGAUGCGUAUAGUAUAUAUAAAAUGAGUCUGCCUUUGUAAUAUAAACUGAAUCUCAAGGUUGCAUUUCGUUCAGUAUUCAACACUCUAUAAAACUACAUGUGACUUGGCCGGUAAAUGUAUUCAGAUUGGUUCUAGCUUUUACUGAAAACGCAAACACAAAGAGGUUCCUAUGGUUAUGAAACACUGUACUGCAUAUAUAACACCCAUACGCUUCUUUUGCAUAUCUUUAAUGACUGGUCCCACCAAUCUAGAUAUUCUAACUAGCUCAGUUUGUAGAGAAUUUCACGGGCUAUCCACUGAUAUUCUUUUGAAAAAUAUAUAGCUUCCAGUCAAGAUAUUCUAACUAGCUCAGUUUGUAGAGGAUUUCACGGGCUAUCUAAUUGUGUAUAAUUGGAAACGUGUGUCCCUUUUUGGCAAGAUUUUCUGGUUAAUGGCCUUUCGACGUUCAAUAUCGUCCUGUAUACUAUAUGUAAAAUAAGUCUAAAUACUUUCCUUUGUAACAUAAGCUGAAUCUAAAGGCUGCAUUUUGUUCAGAAUUCAACACUCUAUAAAACUACAUGUGUCUCGGUCGGUAAAUGUGUGUUUUUCGAGAGGCAGGCUCCGUCAAGUUCCUCCUUAGGGUUUCUUGUCCCCAAAAAGCUUUUUUGUGUUUUGACCAUAUGUAUAAUACUCCGUCCGACUCAAUUUUGUUCGUAGAUUACGAAUAUGGCGUUAAAACUGGUUGAUAAGUAAAUCAGACCAGAAAAAACCAAGUUUAAGUCCAAAAUAUACCCUA